AUGGUUCACGGUGUGUUUCAACUUCCCAGAUUCCAAAUUAUCGUCAACAUUCAGAUCUGCAAUCUUCUCAGUGAUUUCGUCAUGUUCUUCCUUACUCAACCAAUUCCACUUCUUCCAAUUUGGGCUGGCUACAUUCAUGGCCCAUUCUGGUCUGUCUUCAGAAUCGGAACUCAUGUCUCAUCAGUUAUCGGAAGUAUAAUAUUAGGGCAACAAGCGGCUGCACUCACAAUGUGCUUUGUAAGGAAAUAUCAAGCGAUUUCAAAGCUUGAUUGUCAAAAUGAAAUCUCUAAUAACUGGUUGAUUUGUGUCGCUUGUCUAACUCAAUCUCUGGUGGGAUUUUGGGUUACUCUUUAUUAUUUCGCAGGGAUCGAUAGAGCUACGGCAUUGAAUUAUAUCAAAUUGAACUACCCGAAUCUUCUCGAAAAGUUCAUAGAACUCGAAGAUUUUCAAUUGUAUCUCAAAAAUGAAAUCACCAGUUGGUUUAUAUUAGCCGCCGGUGUCAUGACUGUCGUAUUCACUGCUAUCAUAAUUUUUUGCACUGCCAGAAUGUUUGGAUUGUUGCGAAAUCUUGAAAAUCAAGUAUCUCCGGUUCACUUGAAAAAGCAUAAAACUGCAGUUAGUAGCCUUAUUGCUCAGUUAUUCACCUCGCCGGUUGCCUUUCUACCGCCUGUUGCAAGUGGAUUUCUACUCUCUCUUGAAUCCGAGCAUAUUCAAGUGAUAAGUUGGAUUCUUCUCGCAAUGACAUCUUGCCAUGGCACUAUCAACUGUUUGGUUAUGAUUCUGACUUGUCCGCCGUAUCGUACUUUCGUGAAGAACAAGAUGAUGAGUUUAUUCGGAAAAAAACGGACAGAACUGUCAUAA
Caenorhabditis remanei is the source of this 861-nucleotide messenger RNA. RefSeq lists its product as uncharacterized. The record is from RefSeq and is a predicted model, not a curated record. Lineage: Eukaryota; Metazoa; Nematoda; Chromadorea; Rhabditida; Rhabditidae. The transcript has 4 exons. Bases 1 to 861 code for a protein of 286 amino acids.